Molecule: messenger RNA, 648 nt
Organism: Sugiyamaella lignohabitans
Lineage: Eukaryota; Fungi; Ascomycota; Dipodascomycetes; Dipodascales; Trichomonascaceae
Exons: 1
Coding region: 1-648 (215 amino acids)
Source: RefSeq, a predicted model, not a curated record
AUGCUCCAGCGGAAAUCUGGCCAUAUUAUUAAUGUUGUCGAUGUGAACGGCAUUUUAGCAACACCAUCAUUGGGUCUCAUGACUACUGCUGUGAGAGCUUUAGAAGGAUAUUCGGAAUCUCUGGCGCUUUCUGUUUUUGAGCAAAAUGUCAAGGUGACUAUUGUGGAGUCUGCAUUAGAGGUAUCAGUAGGAACGAACCCACUGGUUCUGGCGGGUAAUGGGAGAUCAUCCGGUCGAGAUGAGUCUGUAUCAACUGAUAAUGGCAAUGAAAAACGGAAUGGAUUGAAUAAUGAUGGUGGACAAGAUAAGAGUAUGAUAGAGAGCGAUAUCGACAACAUCGGGAACAGCAAUAGUAUCCAAAAAGCAUCAUCAGCUCCUGACACAAGUAUAGAACGUGAAGCGGCCAAGUUUUAUUCUCGAUCGACUCUGUGUGGAGAAACCAAAUCGGUUUUUUCUCGUAUCAGUAUAUUUCCAAAAGAACCUUUCAAUGAUACUAUUCACGCAGUCAUGGAAGUAGCUGGCGUGAAGAAUCCUCCUGGAAGAAUAGCUGCCGGUCUUGCUCCAAGCUCACAAAUCCGAGAGUAUCUAAGUGCAAUGAGUGAUGACCUGGAUGAUUUUGAUCCCGAUGCAAAAAAUGCUCCUGAAUAG